This is a messenger RNA of Erinaceus europaeus (western European hedgehog), 6564 nucleotides long. RefSeq names its product semaphorin 3D (gene SEMA3D). Gene Ontology annotation, molecular function: semaphorin receptor binding; chemorepellent activity. Bases 388 to 2721 code for a protein of 777 amino acids. The record is from RefSeq and is a predicted model, not a curated record. Gene Ontology annotation, biological process: negative regulation of axon extension involved in axon guidance; neural crest cell migration; positive regulation of cell migration. Lineage: Eukaryota; Metazoa; Chordata; Mammalia; Eulipotyphla; Erinaceidae. The transcript is spliced from 19 exons.
CACAAACUUUAAAAGCCGCCCUCUCGCUCGGAGCGUGCCUUUCCUCGCCUCCGUCGCCUCCCCAAAACUCCAGCUGGUGCCUCGCUCGCCGCCAGUCUCCGCGCGGUGCUCGGGAGCCAGCAGCGCCCCCUGCCUCCCGGCGCCGCCUGCGCUGCACGGGCUUCCGCGCUCAGCCAGGGCCGCCGGCGGCGCGGUGGCUGGCUCAGCUGGGACUGCUGCUCAGAAGAGCUCCCGCGGUGCCCCGGGUCGCCUCCUCGCACCCCCACAGCCUGCAAGUCCUCCGCCCCCGCUUCUUAGUUCCCUGCAAGGACAUCGGACAAAGAGAAGCAGACCAGAGCUCACUACAGGUUAAACAGACACUACUUGAUAAAGAACAUUAUUUUCAUCAUGAAUGAUUGUAAAGAUGAGAGACUGAAGCCCAGAGACCAGGAUUUUCACCUUUUUCAUGCUGUGAUGGUCUUGAGCAUGACCAUGGUGUUUUUCCCUGUCAUUGGAACAUCUAAGGAAAAUAUUCCACGACUCAGGCUAACCUAUAAAGACUUGCUGCUUUCAAAUAGCUGUAUUCCCUUUUUGGGUUCAUCAGAAGGACUGGAUUUCCAAACCAUUCUGUUAGAUGAAGAGAGGGGCAGGCUAUUCCUGGGAGCCAAGGACCACAUCUUCCUGCUCAGCCUGGUUGACUUAAACAAAAAUUUUAAGAAGAUUCAUUGGCCUGCUGCAAAAGAACGGGUGGAAUUAUGUAAAUUAGCUGGGAAAGAUGCCAAUAUAGAAUGUGCAAAUUUCAUCCGUGUACUUCAACCCUAUAAUAAAACUCAUAUUUAUGUGUGUGGAACUGGAGCAUUUCACCCAGUAUGUGGUUAUAUUGACCUUGGAGUCUACAAAGAGGAAGUUACAUUCAAACUAGAUACACAUAAUUUGGAGUCUGGUAGACUGAAAUGUCCUUUUGAUCCUCAACAGCCGUUUGCUUCAGUAAUGACAGAUGAGUACCUCUACUCUGGAACAGCUUCUGAUUUCCUUGGCAAAGAUACUGCGUUUACUCGGUCCCUUGGGCCAACUCUUGACCACCAUUACAUCAGAACUGACAUUUCAGAGCACUACUGGCUCAGUGGAGCAAAAUUUAUUGGAACUUUCCCCAUCCCAGACACCUAUAAUCCAGAUGAUGAUAAAAUAUAUUUCUUUUUUCGUGAAUCGUCACAAGAAGGCAGUACUUCUGAUAGGACCAUCCUUUCUCGAGUUGGAAGAGUUUGUAAGAAUGAUGUAGGAGGUCAGCGCAGCCUGAUAAACAAAUGGACAACUUUUCUGAAGGCAAGAUUGAUUUGCUCCAUUUCGGGAAGUGAUGGGGCAGAUACACAUUUUGAUGAACUCCAAGAUAUCUACUUGCUCCCCACAAGAGAUGAAAGGAAUCCUGUAGUAUAUGGGGUCUUUACAACAACCAGCACCAUCUUCAAAGGUUCUGCUGUUUGUGUGUAUAGUAUGGCUGAUAUCCGAGCAGUUUUUAAUGGUCCAUAUGCUCAUAAAGAAAGUGCAGACCAUCGCUGGGUGCAGUAUGAUGGAAGAAUUCCUUAUCCUCGACCUGGCACAUGUCCAAGCAAAACCUAUGAUCCACUGAUUAAAUCCACCAGAGAUUUUCCAGAUGAUGUCAUCAGUUUCAUAAAACGACAUCCUGUGAUGUAUAAAUCUGUAUACCCAGUUGCGGGAGGCCCAACAUUCAAGCGAAUUAAUGUGGAUUACAGACUGACGCAGAUUGUGGUGGACCAUGUCAUUGCAGAAGACGGCCAGUACGAUGUAAUGUUUCUAGGAACAGACAUCGGAACUGUCUUGAAAGUUGUCAGCAUUUCAAAGGAGAAGUGGAAUAUGGAAGAGGUAGUACUGGAGGAGUUGCAGAUAUUCAAGCACUCAUCAAUCAUCUUGAACAUGGAGUUGUCCAUAAAGCAGCAACAAUUGUACAUUGGUUCCAGUGAUGGAUUGGUUCAGCUCUCUUUGCACAGAUGUGGCACGUAUGGAAAAGCUUGUGCAGAUUGUUGUCUCGCCAGAGACCCCUACUGUGCCUGGGAUGGAAAUGCAUGCUCUCGAUAUGCUCCUACUUCCAAAAGACGAGCUAGACGCCAAGAUGUUAAGUAUGGAGAUCCAAUCACACAAUGCUGGGACAUAGAAGACAGCAUUAGUCAUGAAACUGCUGAUGAAAAGGUGAUUUUUGGCAUUGAAUUUAAUUCAACCUUUCUGGAAUGUAUACCUAAAUCUCAACAAGCAUCUAUUAAAUGGUAUAUCCAACGUUCAGGAGAUGAACACAGAGAGGAGUUGAAACCUGAUGAAAGGAUCAUCAAAACGGAAUAUGGGCUACUGAUUCGAAGUUUACAAAAGAAGGACUCUGGGAUAUAUUACUGCAAAGCACAGGAGCACACAUUUAUCCAUACCAUAGUGAAGCUGACUUUGAAUGUCAUUGAGAACGAGCAGAUGGAAAAUACCCAGAGGGCAGAGCACGAGGAGGGGCAGGUCAAGGAUCUGUUGGCUGAGUCACGGUUGAGAUACAAAGACUACAUCCAAAUCCUUAGCAGCCCAAACUUCAGCCUGGACCAGUACUGCGAACAGAUGUGGCACAGGGAGAAACGGAGACAGCGAAACAAGGGUGGACCAAAGUGGAAGCACAUGCAGGAAAUGAAGAAGAAACGAAACCGAAGACAUCACAGAGAUCUGGAUGGACUUUCUAGAGCUGUGGCCACGUAGUUUUUCUAUUUAAAGCAAAAAAUUCUUUAUAUGAAAAUAAAAAUAUGGUCUUCCAUUUUGUACAGCCCUUGUAUUAACUCAAAGGACUCUCCGUGUUUUGCUGAUGCACAAGAACAAUAAUCUCAAUAAUCUGAAUAGACUAUAUGGUGAAUGUGGCUUAGUAAGGGGAAAUAAUUCAUUAAUCUGAUUCAGCUUUUCGUGAACUAAGCUUGUACCUGAAAAAACUAUUUUUAAAAAAUUCUCUAAAUAAGGACUUUGCAUUUUUAAGUGUUUUACUUACUUUCUGAGUUUACAAUUUUUUCAUGUCAUAUGAAUAGCUGAGUUAAACAAGCAUGAUAUUUGAUAUUGAAAUAAGGUGUUUUCUUCCCUUUACAUGGCCAUUAAACAUGAAGUUUACCAUGGAGCUGGGCUUCAUGUUAUUAUGAAUAUAUUUAUCAUUCCACUUUCAAAUUGGCUAUCAUGUGAAAGGAAUGGAAAGGAAAGGAAGAAGACACAAAUUUUAAAAGCUCACAUUAAUAGCAGAAAGAUUCCCAGUGAGUCAUUCACUCUUGGAGCAUAGUUGAGGAAUAGGAGAGGUGCAUUAUUAUUUUUAUUUUUUUAUUUUUCAGAUCCCAGGGAGGUAUUUAAGUUACUGCAACAAAGAUUUACUGAAGGUGUAAGUGCUUAUCCCAGAAUUUCUGAAGACUUGUCAGGAGAUGCAGGUUAGAGAAAAAUUAAUGUCAGUGCAGUGUUUUUAAAAUAUAUGCUAAGCUCAUUUACAGACACAGGGUGCUUAAUAUGUACUUUAAUACAAUGUGGGGAAACAUUUUUUUUUUAAAGUAAGAGAACAUCAUCGUGUAUACUGCAUCCUCAAGGGAAGACAUGCAGAUGGGAUUUGUAAGAGACAGAAGCAGAACUGAAGACAACCAUAAAUUCUGGCUUUGGGGAAUACUCAUAGGAGAUAUAAAAAGGAAGAACAAUCACAUAUAAAGCCGAUGGAAUGUAACCUAAGUUUAUUCACUAGUGUGCAAGCAGUUGCCAAUUUGUAAUCUAUUUUUUAAAAAUAUAUAUCAUGGGAAAUGCUAUAAAACAUCUAUAGAAAAAAUUUUUUUAAGAAAUCAUAGGACGGUUAAAUGUAAAUUUAUUUGCAGCUACUGAAUAUCAAUAUGUAUUUUCAUUAUUUUUUUCUAAAAAUUCAUCAUACUAUGUAAAUUAUUUACAUUUACUUUCUAUUCUCUCCUAAAUAGUAUAUUGUUGGAUUUUUUUGGUUAAAUAGGAAAAAUAAUAUUUACAUACAUAGAGAUAGGCUUAGGUAGACUAUAAUGGUGGUGAAUGGGGUCAUAUAUAUUUGUUGAAUAACAACAAAUGCAAAAAUUAGACAACGGAAAGGGUUAAGUUAACUCUUUGACAUCUUCAUAACCUUUUUGCAUUUCUGAGAUUAUAUGGUGUAAGUUGAAUAACAUUGUUUCAAUAAUUUAAUAAUAAAUACGUAAAUAAGCAUGUAAAAAAGCCAACUCACAACAUUAACAUAAGCAUUUUUCACAUUUUAUUAGCACUUUUAAAUGUUUCCAGUUUUACUUUCCCUCUGAAUUUAUAUGGCAUGCUUCCUGCCUGAUUAAGUAGGACUCACCUUUCCUUCUCACAACACUAAGCCUGUUGCCUUCUUCUGGUUUGCCUUUUCACGCACCUUAUAGUGUGAAAUGAAAAAUUAGUCACUUCCUCACAUGGAAGGCAGCCUUUCAGAAAACUAAAAAGCAGACAAGGCCCUUUUCUCAUGCUUUCUAAUUGUCUUGAAAGAAAAACCUGUGAGAAACCUUGUUAUGAGAGGAUACAGUUAUGAGAGGAUACAGUAUUCAGGAUCAUGUCAGUGACUAGCGUUUAUGUUCAAAACAUCCAAUUUUGCUUUGACUUCACUUACAGUUGCUUACCUAUCUCAAAGUGGUCAGAUGUCUCAGUACAUAGAGAAAAUAAGGAAUGUAUAUCUUCUUUUCAUUCAUUCAUUUUUUUCCUUUCUUUCUUUUUUCUGUAAAUGAGGCAGAGCAAAUAACUUAAAAAGGCAUAUGCAUAGCUGAAGCAGGUGAAGGGGGAUCAGACCAUUAAUUGAAUAUCACAGUAAGACUGUUAACUAUUGAUUUGCUGGUUUAAAAUGUUCUAGGAACUCAACGUAAGACUGAUAAUAAAUGACACCUAUUUCAAAAAGAUUUCUAAAUGUUUAUGUAUCAGAUGGAAUUAAUAAGAUUGUAGAUAGUAUCUAUAAAAGUACAUGACACCUGAAUAUUAAUUUGCUAUUUAAAAUAAAAUUUGUUUUGAUCAAAAUCUGAAUGUUCAAGCCAUUUUAAUUAUCUUUCUAAUCUUAGUUGUUCAGAAAAAAUUUUGAGAACCUAUUUUGUCUCACAGUAUUGUGAGACAAUACUAUGAAUACUGCUAUGAAUCCAUAAUACAAACUUAUGAUAAUUGCUUGAAAAUUGAAAUAUUAACAAAAUGUCAUAUGAUAAACAACAUAUGGAUAAGGUUUGGUUUGGAUUUAUAAAAAUGAGUUCAUCUAAGCUGCAAUUAAUUUUAACCUAAUUAAUUACUUCACAAUGUGUGAAUAUAUUUAAAGAUAAAACACACAAUGUACUUCCUUACCACUGAAGUAUUCAAUGAAGUAUUAUAAAAUUUCUGUUGAAUAUGGAAAAAUAAAAUUAUGGUUAACAGUUUCAGAUACAUAAGUCAAGAAACCAACCCUCUCUGGAAAAAAACAUCUAUGCUUAUUUUUUUGUCUCAUAUUUCUCUCCUAUUUUGAAUACAUGUUUUGGCUUAACAUGUUUUUGCCUACUUUUCCUCCUAGCUACUAAGUAGAAUCCUGUCUGGCUGCAUUCACUUACAUUCAUUUAUUGGGAAUUUUAAGAGAUUGUUUGGAAAUGGAUAGACUCAGCAAUUAAAAUGCGUAAAGCUUAAAACUAAGGAAAAUGAUAAUAGAGGACUUCAGAAAUUUGUAAAUGUCAUUAAAAAGAGAAGAAUUAUAUCUCCUAUCACAUCUCAUUAAUCUGCUGACUAGAAAAAUACUUAUUUUCAUUAUGCUGCUUGCAAAAUGAUCCUGUGCUUGAAUUUGUCUUUAAUUAUAACUGGGUUCUUAAUGUACUAUUUAGUUUUAUUCCUGCUGAAUUAUAUAGACUAAACUAAAAAGUAUGUUUACAAUGGCCAGUAUUUGUUUUCCGGCAUCAUCAAAUUAAAAGAAUAAUUCACUAUCAAGUUUAUGUUCACAAAAUACUAAAUUUAAAAGAUAAUUAAAGAUUUAUUUUAAGUCUGUAUUUUAGAUAAAUUUCAUAACUACCUUAAUUACAUAUGGACUGCAAAAGAGAAAUACUUUUCCCUUUAGAUUUCCACAAUUUUCUUCCAUAAUUUGUUGACAUUGACAAGCCCCUGUUGGGUAUAAAGAGUUUAGAAAACACGUAUUUGAAAAGUGUGUAUAGAACAGCAUAUUUUUCUCACAAUAAAUACCGAUGUUCUUUAAAUAAUUUAUAUUCCAUAUGAGGCUAACCAAUAAAAAUUAAAAUUCCCAGGUUCUACAUGUUGACAGCGCAAAGACAGGAACAUGUAAUUAAUUGAUACCUCUCAUUUAUAUGUUUUGUGGUAUAAAGUAUUUAUAGUAAAUUUAAGAUAGAUUCUUUGGGAAAGGACAAAAAUCUGUCAGUUAAUCUUGUAAUUUAAUUCUUAUCUUGUAUGUGGUGAAUUUAUAGUUUUGCUAUUUUAAAAUAAAUGUAAUCUAAGAAUUGAAAGUAUUAAAUGUAUAUUUUGGUUGUAUUAUAAUAAAACAAAUGUUAGUGUUCUGUAAUUAUAAGCAUUAUGUUACUUUGUAUAAUAAAAUUUUUAAACAUGAAA